AUGGUUCGCGUCCCGCACCUGGAGCCCGGAGCGGCGCGUUCCUGCGUGUCGCUUGAGGACGAGAGCGGCUCCCCAGGGGCGCCCAAAAGUGCGAAGUCUGCCGCUGCCCUACAGGUGGCACAGGCUCGAUGCGCAGGGAAGCGGGAUGGGCGCCGUGCCUUCCUGCGCUGCGUCUCCGUGGCGCUGCCGGAGGGGCGAGGGGGCCUUUCCUCGUCGCUUCUGCUCCCCCGCGACAGGCGCUGUUGCACAUGGGAGCGCAGCCACCCACUCUUUCGCCGAAUCGGGCUGCUGGGGCGCUCCGGCACGACCCGAAGCCUGCCGUGGACAGCGACCAGAGCUCUCGGGGUGGGGGGAAGCACCCUCCCACAAUUAUUCCCGGGCCCCCACAUCUCCAGCUGGGUGCGAAGCUGCCGUUUUGAACAAUGGGGUGUGUUUCGUGGUCAGUCGAGGCACCUUUCUGCCUGCGGACAUUUCAAGCGGCUGGGCAACCGGGUGCAGAGACGGAGGCGUCCUGGCCUGGCUGUCAGUGCCGCGGCUGUGGGAAGAGGAGACCUGCCACCUCCCUUUCGGCCCCCGUGGGAAAGAAACAAACGGAAGACAGGUGCUCUUUGGAGCACCUCCAAAAAUGGGUACAUUGGGAGCCUGGACGUGCCUAGACCCAACAGCCGCGUGGAGAUCGUGGCGGCGAUGCGCAGGAUCCGGUAUGAAUUCAAGGCCAAGAACAUCAAGAAGAAGAAGGUCAACAUCGUCAUCUCGGUGGACGGGGUGAAGGUGAUCCUGCGCAAGAAGCAAAAGAGGAAGGAACGAGCUUGGGACGAGGGCAGGAUGGUGGUGAUGCACGACCCGGUCUACAGGAUCUUCUAUGUCUCGCACGACUCGCAAGACCUGAAGAUCUUCAGCUACAUCGCCAGGGACGGCGCCAACAAUUCCUUCCGAUGCAACGUCUUCAAGUCCAAGAAGAAGACGCAGGCCAUGCGCGUGGUGCGCACAGUGGGCCAGGCGUUCGAGGUGUGCCACAAACUCAGCCUGCAGCACGCGCUGCAGAACGCGGAUGGCCAGGCCGACGGCGCCAGCAACAACUCGGCGGACGACCCCCACGUGGAAGGUUUGCAGCUGGCCGGGCCGGCCAUGGCGGAUGGAGAACACGCCCGAGCGGACUCUGACGGGACGUACCUCUCCGACUGCGGCGCCUGCGAGCUGCCCUUGGCGCUGCCCGACCUGGGGGCUCCGAACGGCGGGCCAGGCCUCAAGGACAGGAGCGGCCAGGACAAUGAGAAGGGCUCCCUCUGCCCCUCCGCCGGGCAGCCCCUGGGCAGCCCCGGCAGCCCCUGCUCGUCAGCCUCGGCCACCCCGCUCGCCUCCCAGCACUGCCUGCAGCUGCUUCAGCACCAGCUCCUCCAGCAGCAGCAGCAGACGCAGGUGGCGGUAGCCCAGGUGCAGCUGCUGAAGGACCAGCUGUCCGCCGAGACCACGGCCCGCAUCGAGGCCCAGGCCCGCGUGCGGCAGCUGCUCCUGACCAACCGCGACCUCCUCCAGCACGUCUCCCUGCUGGUGCGGCAGCUCAAGGAGCUGGAGAUCAAGGCACAGCUGCGGCACCCCGCCGAUCGCUCGCUGCAGAACCUCACCCUGGCCCAGUCCCUCUCCCUCAACCUGAAGAACCACUACAGCCUCGAGAUCAGCCUGCCGUCCACCUCGACGCCCUCCAGCCUCCUGGGCAGCCCCGUGGCCCUGCCCCGCACGUGCGAAUCCUACCUGAACCUGGCCAGCCUGGAGGCGGGGGGCGUGGAGCCGCAGGAGCACCUCGCGGUGCUGGAAGGGCCGGAAGGCCUCCGCAGCGUCGAGGGCUCGGAGGCCGCC
This is a messenger RNA of Varanus komodoensis (Komodo dragon), 1857 nucleotides long. Its product is annotated as carboxyl-terminal PDZ ligand of neuronal nitric oxide synthase protein-like. Lineage: Eukaryota; Metazoa; Chordata; Lepidosauria; Squamata; Varanidae. The record is from RefSeq and is a predicted model, not a curated record. Gene Ontology annotation, molecular function: nitric-oxide synthase binding. The annotation marks the transcript as partial. The transcript has 12 exons.